AUGCCUUCGCUCCUGACUGGUCUUUUUCGUUUUCCAAUCCUCAAAGGACGCCCACACUCGCUCGUUCAUUACUCAUUAUGCGUGAUAAUGCACGCUUGCACACUCCUUCGUUCUUCUUUUAAGCGACCACUGUCGCUCUCUUUCUUUAUCUCAUCAAUAUCAGUCUCUGCGUCUCCUUGGGACGGUUUUUUUACAGAUGGGGGAAAUUCUCCUUUCAACGAACGGCAGACGUCUCUCCGAUUCCCUUCUCCCAACUGGCUAUUUGCUUCUCAAGCCCGCCGACGACCUUGA
Molecule: messenger RNA, 291 nt
Organism: Suillus subaureus
Lineage: Eukaryota; Fungi; Basidiomycota; Agaricomycetes; Boletales; Suillaceae
Exons: 3
Coding region: 1-291 (96 amino acids)
Source: RefSeq, a predicted model, not a curated record